Messenger RNA from Porites evermanni, 11670 nucleotides. NCBI's taxonomy places the organism in Eukaryota, Metazoa, Cnidaria, Anthozoa, Scleractinia, Poritidae. The record is from the annotation of a GenBank genome assembly.
AUGCCAUCACGAACCGAGGGCUUUGGUCUUGCCGCCCUUGAGGCUUUAUCUGCUGGUCUGCCUGUGCUGGUCAGUGGGAACUCUGGUCUUGGCGAGGCCUUACAGGAAGUUCCGAAUGGUUCACAUUGUGUGGUGGAAUCAGAAGAUCCUAAAGAUUGGGCCAAUGCAAUCAAAGCUGUUCGGAAGAAAAAAAGGAAGCUGCGACUGAGAGAGGCCAAGCUUCUUCAAGGAGAGUAUGCCGAGAUGUACAGCUGGCAGGAUCACUGUAAUAGACUUGUGCAACGAAUGCUUGCCAUUUCUCAAGGUAACAGGUUCACUUUUUAAUUCAAAUUGGUCUUGAUAUUGUGUAAUCUGCUGGCAUCAGGAAAUGUAAGUUCACGCAAUUACAAUGACAACAUUAGUGAAAACUUCACAACGACAAAUUUGUCUAUCUCUUUUAAUAACCCCACCAGAGAAGUCCGCCUACAUCUGUAAAUUUGCCAAUUUCAGAGAGUUUGAAAAUCGCGAUACCUUUCAACGUCUUAUUCCCGACCCUGAGGGUCAAAAGUAAAUAAUGGUAUUGUAUUGCUUCUCUUUUUGUAGGUCGUAAUGCAGAUGAGCAGAAUGUAUCUAUUAAAGCCACCGUGAUCUGCCAAGAUGAAAAACCCUCUCCUUCUGAAAAACGUCUUCAUAAAGGUAUAGUUGAAGCUUAGAAACAUGAACAAUAUGUCCGCAAGAGCAAUUCAUUGUUUUCUGUGUAGGAAGAUCUGAGAGAUGUACUUUAGUCUGUUUGGGUUUAAUGAUUAUUCCUUACGGGGAUGUUAAAUAAACAAGAAAUGGUCGAAGCAUCGAACGAGACUCGUUUAAGACUGACUUACAAGGUCACGACAAUUUCACACUGGUUACAGGUUAACAAAGUGAGAUGCCGACAAAAAAUGCUCGUUUCACAGCAAAAGGAAAUUGCAUUUUAAGGGCCUGUUUACAAGGAGAGAGGGUUACCCUUGUGGUAGGGUUACCCUAGCAAGCGGGUUAAAGAUAGACCGGGUUUACAAACAAAAUUUCCGCAGGCAGAGUUACCCUAUCACCUGGGUCAACUUUGCCUGCUGUACCGACGUCAGGGGGACCCAACGUCAAUUUUCGGAAAAUAUCUGUUGGGAAGACGAUUUGAGUUUUAGAAUUUUCAGAACAUUUGUUGUAAAAUUUCUUGCCUGUCUGCCUCUCCUAGAAUUUUCUAACAUCCAAAAAAUGGUAUAAUUGCCCAUUUUUACGGGAUUUUUACCCUAAAAAUAGGGGAUAAAAAUAUGUCUAUAUCUACCGAUUAAAUACUAAAAUACGUUUAACAAUGCUAUGUUUAAGUGGUUUUGAAGUAUAUUCUCGUUGGGUGUCCCUGCGACGUGUCUCGUCACGUGUGACCACAUAAGACUAAAAUAAACAUUCUUUGUAACUUCCAAGAUUUGAAAGAAAACUUGAAGUUCUCUGUGGAAAACACGAUAAAUUCGCGGAAAUACGGUAAAAUAUUAUCAUUGUAUACAGGAAAUACCAGCUUUACUGACGUGUUCCCUCACGCGUGACCACAUAAGACUAAAAUAAACAUUCUUUGUAACUUGUACGAUGUGAAAGAAAACUUGAAGAUCUCUGUGGAAAACACGAUAAAUUCACGGAAAUACGGGAAAAUAUUAUCAUCGUAUACAGGAAAUGCCGUAUAUUGUUCAGAUGUUUAUAAUUUCGCUCCGAAAUUGGAUAACUCCGUUCAAAUUGUUAAGAUUAUUGGUCACGCUUGACGCAGGACAAGGCAGGUAGGGUAAUCCUCUUGUUAGGGUAAACCUAGCACUCAAGUAGGUUUACCCUAGCCCUAGGGUAACCGUCUCUGCUUUGUAAGUACGUCGUUUAAAAAAAGAAGAAAUGUGCGAUUGCUCGGGUAACCCUCCUACAAGGGUACCCCUAGCACCAGGGUUACCCUCCCUCUUUGUAAACGGGGGCAAACAUAGAGGCUUGGUCAUUUUGUAUACGUUAUUUUAAGUGAAAUUUUCAGCUUGGGACUUCUAAAUGCUGGCCAUUGGCGCGGUGUAGUUUAGAGGUGAUCGCCCCAUUCCACAAUCCAGGUACCUUUUGCCUUGAAAUUCUGGAAUUCGGAAUGCAUCGGAUGGAAUGUGGAAUCCUGCUAACGAUUGGAAGACGGGGGAGGGGGGUAUUAACUAGUCUUAAGUGUCAUGGGUGGGGAGGAUGACUGAGUUCUUGUUUCUUGGACUUGGCUGUCUAGAGACUGAGUGCAGGCACCUUGUAUCAAAUCCAGUCAGAUAUGAACUAUGUAUUUUUUAUUAUGUUUUCAGCAGAAAAUCUUGAUAUCCGGAUUGAUUUUGUCACUAGAGAGCAAGGAGCUUCACCAACCCAAAAUGUUAAUCUGGAGGAAAAAGUGGUGACAAAAAUAUAUCCCUCUACACAAGAGGUUAUGAAUCUUAUUACAGCUGAGCGUUUUAAAACCAUCAACCCCUCAAAUCCAGAGGAGGUAAAUGGUUUUCUUCAGUAUAUGAAAGAGGUGCGCCAACUAUUGAUUGUUGAUGUUAAGACUGGAAGCUUGAUAAUCAAAGUGCAAGCUAGUUCGCCCCAUAUUCUUGAUGAGUUGUGGAGAGACUAUUGCACAGGCCAUCUAACUGAAGUUGCGCAGAAGUAUCUUGUGACAGAGGACAUUCUAAAGGAUUUGGGUCUUGAUUCAGUACAACUUACUUUGACCAUCAAUGAAGAGGAGUACAGAGCUUACCGAAAACACUUACUAAGAAAUGAAGGUUAGUAUAAAGAAUUUAUUUUUCGCCUAGAAAUUUAGACUACAAUCUGAUCAGAGACGGUAAACAUUGCUGGUUAUCAAAUGCGUUCGCUUGUCUGGCGCGUCGUUUAAUAGUUAACAAAAUUAGAAACGUGAGACGAAACUUAAGCGUCUUAUUUACGACGCGCCAUACAAGAAAACGCAUUUGAUAACCAGCAAUGUUAACCGUCUCUGAUCGGAUUCAAAUCCCUACCAAAACGACUUAUAAAGACACAGGAACAAAGGAAAAUGCAUCUUGUUAUUUUAUUAGCCAAUACAGCGUAAAUACAUCUAUUUUUUGUAUUAGCUAAUACAGCGGUCGGGCUCCCUCUGUCCCUUUUUCCUUUUUUUCUUCUAAAAGGGAGGUCAGAUUUUUGAACUCAUAUAACUGGUAUAACUGUUUCACUUCCAGUGCUUUUUUGGAAAACCCAUCAAAAUCUAUUUUCUAAGAAAUAAUAGACCUUUUUAGCUUGUAUGUUUUGUUUUCCCUAUUCAGACCACGUGAUGUUCUCCAGGGAUUUUGCCUUUUGACUUUUCAUUAAUUAUGCAUACAUAUGCACGUGGAUGCACGUGCAUAUGAAAACAUUCAAGCUAAAAAGGUCUAUUAGAAUACAUGUCGAAUGGGUGGUAAUACUGUUAAAUUUAUCGGUUUCUCAAAAGUCCUCUAGCUACAGUCGGAAUUAAGCAUACUUCCUCCAAAAUGAGUUGUAACAAUAUGCAGGCCAGCACACCGUACAGUGCGAGCAAUGCAAGUCAAGCGAGUUACAUGUAGGGUGCGAGCCAUAUUUAACACAAAACUCGUCUUACAUGGGCUUCUUAAGACACCCACCUUGCGACUUAACUCGACCGUCCCUAAAGAAACAAUGGCCUCGAGAUUAACAACUGUGUUGUACAAUGGCUAUCAGAACCUACUAGUUAGGGAAGCGAAAAACUGGUUAGGAAAAUAGGGACGGACGGUCAAACUACAGCACAGUAAGCUUUUCCUAAUUAGAAAAAGGUUUCCUUCAGACCACAACACUACAAUCACCAUCCUUUAUCGAGUUCCAUUAAUAACGUGAUGGACCGCUGUCGUAAUUCUCACUAUAUUUAUCGUCAUUGUCAUCAACAUAAUAAUCAUUGUGAAAGGUUUGAACCCAGAAGUCAUUCUAUAAGUAGGUUGAGUAUGAUCGUGCGGGUGAACUUAGCCCUGAACAAGACUGUUGUUGACAGUGACUGACGUUUCGACAACCUGUUCUGUAGUGAUCUUCAGAGUCAAAGUAAGUUGUAUCACGUCAGUUGAUGGUAUUUUAAAACUCUGGUUAUUGACCUGAUUGGUCAAUUAAGUUGCGAUGUUAUUGGUCGUCUGUCAGUUAAGCCGUGAUGUUGUUGGCUAUGAAGACUCGAGAUGCCAUUGGUGCGUUUCUAUCGGUUUUUAUCUGUCUGUUGUCGUUUUCGACUGUCCACAUUAAAACGUUGGAAAACGAUAGAAUUGCACUUUGUGACGUAAGUUGGACUCGAUGCGCAUGCUACAAACACACGCGCCUGCGAUAUUUUCGGUCAUCGUUUUCAUUUUGAUUUGUUUAAGACUGUCCAUUCUAAUAGGAUAUGUAUGCGUUUUCGUUUUGAUGCACUUCCUUGAACGUUUUUAAUUCGAUGCGUUUUCGAUGAAAACACGUUAGUGGGGACGGAAGGCCUAAACGCAUCGAAUUAUAUGGCGUUUUCAAACGAAAACGCAUUAACGUGGACACGGCUUUAGUAGGCAAAACAAAAACUUUGCACGUGCAUCACACUGUUGUACAUUUCUUUGCCGUUUUUGUAGGACUACCAGGUGAAAAUGCCUAUUUUUUAAAUUUCUUUUUCUGAACUUGGAUAGGAAUCCUAGGAAUUCAACUCCAGGAAGAUUCGCCAACUUUUGAUGAAGUGAAAGGAUAGGAAUAAUCGCAAUAAAGACUGCAAGAACGUAAAUUCGCUUUUUAAGCGACGUUUUCGCUGCCAUCGUGUCGUCGGAUCGUAAAGUCCCUGUUGGUGUAAUAAAACAAUUAAAUGGCGGCUAUGUUGGUGUCCUAAACCAAUCCUGCGGGAGUUGAACUCUUUUCUUCUGCGAAAAGUUUCUUUUGUUAUAAUAAAUUUGCAAAGGUGCUGGCCACGUGGGCGAAAACGCUUUUUUUAUGCAUUUGUUUGUUGUCCUUUGUGUAACUGCAACUAAUUCAGUGCCUUAAGAAGAAUGUGUGCACACAACGACAAGUGUUCCUUUCUCUUCUUGAGCUGGGAAAGGGUCCCUAACAAUUUAAUUCAACUAGGAAAGUUGUUCUAUAUUUGACUGAUUUGAGUGGAUUGGUUAAACUCUUAAACUCUGUUUAAAUCAACGGGUGUACGACGUUGAUAAAGAACUGUAUCUAUUUUUUGUAGGUCCCAGUACAGAUGAGCCGAAUUUAUCUAAGAAAUCCCCUGUACUCUGUCAAGAUGUAAGAGCCUCUUCUUCUGCAAAACCUCAUCAUAAAGGUACACUUAAGUUGUAGCUUUGUCCGUUGACUUACAAACGAGCCGGUUUUUCCAAGAUGGGUGAUCCGACGUCUCUAGUGUGAAAACGGCCAUUAUUAGUAAUGGAUAUACCUUUGUAAAUGAACGGUAUUCAUGUGACCUCCAAAUCCCUAAAUUAGGAACCUUAGAAAUAUCUGUCCUGCAACGACUUUGUUCGUUUUCAGCCCUAGGCAGGAUUAGUUGUCUUGGUAUGUAGCGUUAAGAAUAUGUUGGUAUGUCUGUGGUGUUUAUGCUCAGCGGUAUUGCGCGCCAAGAGUGUAUGUGCGUGUGUGUGUGAACGAACAUGGCAGAGAUAGUUUAAUUAUAUGAACACCAAUGAAAUACCAGGUGAGCUUUCGCGCGAAAACAUGAUAUUUUCACAUGAUAGGUGCAUUACUUCUGGGGGGAGGACCAGCCUCAUUUAAAAAUUUAUUUUCGCCGUCGGGAAGAGUUGAAAGUGCGGGGCUGAUUUUAGCUCAUUGUUGCGGCUCUAUUGCCAACUAUUGUAACGGGUCUGCAGACCUUGUGGUCUCAAAAUUAGAAACGCAGCUCAACUGUACAGUUUCAUCGAGAAGGCUGUAAGCAACACUAUUGUCGAGGAAGAUUUACAUUGAGAGGCUGUGGAAGAUCGAAGCAAAAGACAGCUUCCCAAGAAGCGAUGUAAGAAAGAAACGUCUCGAAUCUGACAGUGAACUGCUGGAAAGGUUAAUUCUCGAAAGACCUUGUUUGCAGAAAGCUCGAAAGUGGGUGACUCGUCGGACAUAGAAUCGGGAAGUGCUAGUAUUGAAACAUUUUAUACACAGACGCCUGAGCAAGUAACACUUACACUCGCUGGACAAGAUGCCAAUAUUUUGUUGAAUUAUUGUAGUAUAGAAGAUAUUACGGGAAAGCCAAGCACUCAGUUUAAGACACCGGCAUUGAUUUUGAGUCCUGACGGAGAAGUCAUCGUUCGGAAAAUGUUUGACAACACGACGCAGGCUAACUGAAAUCGCUAGUUUGGUUUGCUGAACAAGCUUGUUCUAUUUUCUGAUUAAACAAUCAGAAUUUGCGGACGCCAGCGUCCGCAGAGGUGAACAAAACGGGGUAAUUAUAGAAUUAUAGCAGGCGUUCCCUUCCUUCUCUCCCCAAUCCCCUCUCCCCUUUUUCCACCCUCCUUCUUUUCUUUCUUACCCCCCCCUCCCCUCCCCUAUACAGUUCCUUGAGUGAAAACCUGACAACUACAAAUUUUUCUCUCUCUUUUUGAAUGUGGAUAAGGUCUCUAACAAUUCAACUCAACCAGGAAAGUUCACCUAUAUUUGACAAAUUGUGGGAGUUAAGAAAAAAUUGCGAUAACUUUGGAAGAACGCGAAGUUAAUUUUACUUUUUCGAGACGUCUUUUGCAUGUGGUUACCUAAGCUCCCUACUGCGGUAACAGUCUAGAAGUAAAAUUGUACAAACGGAAACAGUAAAAAUCAUAGUAAGUUUUGCCACACAUGAAAGCCUAAUUUUCGUUUAGGCCUCAAAAUUUUUUCUAGAUGAACAAAAAAUUUUCAAAUUUGAGUUAAAAUUACAGUCGUUCCAGGGUAUUUGGUUGUUUGUUGUUGUAUCAAAGGUUCACCAGAAAACAGUGGCUCCGUUUAUUUCUACGAAGUCAAGCUAAGUCGACUUAAUUGAUUUCCAUUUUAAUGUUUAUAGUUAAUGAUGUUUAGCGAUGUUUAGAUAGUAACAGUUAUUAAAUAAAUAUUUUAAUACCCAUACAGCGCGAAAUACAUGUGAGUAUGAUUUAAUCCACGUCACAUUAAAGCUAAACUGAAUAAAUGAUAUAAAAUGGACUGCAUGCAUUUUUACAUUGUUUAUAGUAAACGAUGUUUAGAUAGAAGGGUUUAGCCAAAUUGAAAAUAGCUUAGAACUCGGUUUCAGUGACGGAUAAACGCUGGCUAAUUUCCGUUCAUCCCUGAUGCUUUGAAGCAAAGAAUAAUUGUGUUUCUACUCUUUUUGUAGGUCCCAAUACAGAUGAACAGCAGUUAUCUAAGAAAGCCUCUGUGAUCUGUCAAGUUGAAAAACCCUCUUCUUCUGAAAAACGUCUUCAAAAAGGUAUUCUUGAAUCGUAGGUGAACAAUAUUACAUGCAUAUUCAAGAGCAAAUCGUUGUUUUUCUUGUAGAAAAUGUACUAUACUCUAACGAGAGCUUUUUGAGUAUUCCUUGCUGGGAUGGUACACUGUACAGUGACAAGGAAUGAUCAAGCACCGAACAAGACUCAUUUAUUAUGAUUGUCACAGGUUACAUUUGCCAGUUGUCGACAAACAAGAUUCGUUUCAGGUUUUAUAAUGAAGUUAAAUGAAAUUUAACGCAGUUAAUAACAAGGAGAGCGGUUGCGUGUUGUCGGUCAGCCGUCAGUGCGUGGUGGCUCAAGCGCGGUCAGCCUUGCUUGCAUCAUCUCGAUGUGAGUUGUAUAGCGUUUCCUGGCGGCCUCUCUCUUCGUUUGGCCUUUGGAUCAUUCUUUUCAUUCUUUUACCCCCAUCCUUCCUCCCCUUUUAUUUUUCCUCUGAUAAAUCAAUGUGACAGGUGCCUGGUUCCAUUGGUGUGUGGGCUCAUGGCUGGAAGGCGCGGGUUUACCACGGGCUAGCCUGUUCCAGGCGUUCAGUUAGUAGAGUGCGGUGUUCGGAUGAUGGGGAGCGAGUUAAAUCGUACACGGAGGAAACGAAGGGGAAAAAAUGAGGGGAGAGUGGGGCGAGUUCCCUCCCUUUUCCAUUUUCUCUCUCGUUUUUUUUCCUCGUCAAUUUUUCGGCCGCGUUCUACCAUCUGAAUACCUAGAACCCAUCUCCUCUAAACGAUGCAGUUGUUAAAGAGAGUACAGCAGAAAUCUAGUGACUGAUUAGGGAUAUACUUUUCUGUAGUUCAGUAGGCGGUUCAUAAAACCUCGAAAUCCCUCAAAGUGACGACUGUAGGGGGGCCGUGGAAAUGUUUUAGUAUUGCUAGGCUAUCUGUUCUCCAAUAAUUGUCUUUGUUUUUAGCCGUAAGCAGGAUUUCGUAGUGUAUUUAGCUUUAAGAAUACUCUUUUGUGUAAUAAUCUUUUAUAAAUUGCCAAAAUAUCUUCGGCACAGUUAACAGGACAAAAGUUGUUGCUACGGAUGGUGAUUGAAACUUGAAAAAAUUGGGCCAACUUUUUCACACGUUUUAAUGCUAUCUAAGGCUAUGCCUUCAGAAAUCAAAAAAAAAUAUAUAUAUAUAUAUAUAUUAUUAUGGUUAGUGCUCUUUGAUGAAGAUUGUUUGAUCUUCUUCAUAACACUACAGGAGUAUUUUGUUUCAGUAAUGAUUUCAGCACAGAAUUGAGCUAAAAGAGAGCUACCUUAGUAGUGGUUAAUUUCGCGAUUUUGGCAAGACAAUAUUUCGCGGGGUCUUAUUUUCGCGAUUUCGCUAGGCAAUUAUGAAAAAAGGCAUUAGAUUUUGCGAUUAGAGCGUUCUCAACCUGAUUUUAUUUUUCAAACGUCUGAAUUUUUUAAAAUAUAGAGAUAAAAUGAAACAAGAAAAACGCAUAUUAACGUUAUUUUAAUUUACAACAGAAGGCACAGUCAAGGAAUGGAACUUACCAGUUAACCAGCUUAUAAUUUGUCGGUGUUUGAGUAUAUAUUGUAAUUGUUUAAUUAAUUUUUUCUUUCUGUGAUUUCAAUUUUCUGUAUGGGUAUUAAAUUUCGCUGGUUUAAAUCUCGCGGGGAUUUUUAUUCGCGGGUCUUUAAUUUCGCGAUUUUUCCACAAUCGCGAAAACCGCGAAAUUAAGUACCAAUAACCUAGGUAUAUGCUCGUGACGUAAUCCCUUUAAUGUUGGUAAUUGAUUUAAUUAUAGGCGGCGGCGCAGCAAAGACAGCAAAGAGAUCCAGGUCUUCGAGAAAAGGCAAAAGGCCGUUAUCAUCAUGUGCUGUUUCCACUCCAAAACAACCGAAACUGUUGAAAGAGGAAGGUAAAGUUCGUUUCUGGAUUAUUUAGAGUAAGGGUUGGUGUCGCAUUACAUGUGUAUGAGAGAGUUUAGGAUGGUCUUGUGUCAUCGGUCUCGUGUCUCUAAAAUGCGGCUUCACAAGUUGUAUAGCUUACGAAAUAAGAGUGUGACAGUACUUCCCGCCGGCUCAACUUGGCUCAUCCCCAUUAGUCUCGCAGCCCUAUCGCCUAAGCAAAAGCACUCUUAAAAUAUAGCGUUUGUCUGGGUUACUUCCUCUGCUGCACAGGGCAGUGGCUUUAUUAUUUAAGUCCCCCUUUCUUGUUGGAAAUCCUGAUGAAGCGAUAGUUUCGUAGCCUCGGAUACACUUAGAGAAAAUCUUGAGAUUCUCACGUCUGACACACUCUCCAAACUUCUAGCGUACUUUGUAACACGAUAUGUUUAGCGUAAGGUACAAGUAGAACGAGGCCACAUUUAGGCCUAGACCCUGGUUAUGCUUUUAUCACGUUACUUUCAGUGUAAGAAACUGACUCUUUAGCACUAGCCUCUUGUCAGUCAGGUCAGCCUCCUACGCAGAACUUCUAAGGGGUUCGUGACGCCCUAGGAAAGUCUUCGUGGGAGGCUACCGUGUAGCAUGAAAAUUUUGCGGGAGUUUUAUUUUGCGGAUUGGCGAUUUUUUGUGGUUUGCGGGAACAAAUUUUUGCGGUUCGAGAUGACUGAAAUUUCUGGUGGGAACUAAUUUUUGCGAUUCUCUGUUCAAGUAGCAGAAUAUUUAAGUGGAAGAAACCUUAAUAUGGUAUUUUCAACUUUUAUUUUACGGUAUGUUGAGUCAAAGUUCACUCUACUUACAUAUUUAAUGGCGAAUAAUACGGUAAUCACUGUAAUAUCUUACUGCACAAAGGGACUGAACAACAGCAAAACAAAACAAAAGCCUAUCCCUACCAUACACAACAAGUCCAUUAAAAGCGGAGUUUUUAAUUUGACUGAAGGGAGUUAAUUUUUGCGGCAUUUUAUUUUGCGGGUUUUUUUUUUUUUUGCGGGAACUAAUUUUUGCGGAUCGAGGUCAAUCCGCAAAAUUCGCAAAAAUUAAAACCCGCAAAAUUUUCAUGCUACACGGUAGGCUGCUGAAAAUUGAACCACUUUCCUUACUCUUUGUAUUUGCGUUGUAAUGAAUAAACCAAUCACUUGUCGGGAAAUUGAGAGUGAUCUCAGUUCUGUUUUGGAACGCAAGUGAUUUGUCCAUUAAUUUUUUAAGAAAUGAACCUUAAUAGUGAAAUGUUUUUACAGAGAGUGUAUGGCACACAGUUUUCAUAAAAAUGUAAGUGUUGAUAGCAUUUUCUUUUUCGCCAAAUGUUACCAUUGUCUCGGUGAAGCUCAUUCUGUCACGGAAGGUAUUUUAAUAUGUCAUCGAAACCAUUUACUUGUAUAGACAGUAACAUACUUAUCUGUAAGCAGAAUAAGGAGAAAUAACGGCCCUUCAGCUUACUGAGGAGAGAAAAGCAUGUCAGUGAGAUCAAUCCGUUUGGAAUUUCAAGUCUUAACGUUUGCGUUUAUUGACAAAUAUUCCCUUACCUUUUUGUUUCCAGCAGGUUGGAACAACUCGGUUGUUGUUGAACUGCUCAAAGCUGAAUACAAAAGGCGCUGUCUGUUAAGACCACUUCUUUGGGAUAGCACUAUCGAGUUACCCCUAGAGAACGUUUACACGAGACUGAAAAUCAUUUCAAGACGAAAGUUGGCCAGCCAGAUGGAAGCCAAGGCGAAGGCGAAUAUGUUCCACGUCAUAGCCCCUGAAAAAGGUGCGGAUGUCCUAACGCUAGCACAGGGAAGUCCAAACUUGAGGGUGGACGUGAAUAGUGAGUUUAAUGAGUUAGAUUUCUUCAAAGCUCCUGAUAAAGUUGAGGAUGUCAUCAGGCUAGUAGAGGGACAAAAACCAGACUUAGUGAGUGGAAAUGACGAGGUGAAUGUUACUGAAAUCUUCAAGACCCUUGAAAAAGGUAAGGAUGUCAUGACGCUUGUCGAAGGAAGUCCAGGAAUCGGUAAAACAACAUUUUGCCUUAAACUUGCGUAUGACUGUACACAUGGAAAAAUCCCAACAGAGUGUUCUUUUCCCAAGUUUGAACUUGUGUUGCUCCUCAAAUGUCGAGACAUUGAUGGAAAUAUAAUGGAUACCAUAAGAGAACAGCUUCUGCCCAGAGAUAUUGAGGAGAAGAUUGUAGAGAAAUUGUUGCACUUCUUGAAGGAUAUUCAUAGCCAGGAGAGAAUUUUGAUCAUUUUGGAUGGUUUGGAUGAGCUGCCUGAAAAAUCACGGCACCAUGUAGAUGAGCUGCUUCACAGACGAAUUUUCCCAUUUUGCUAUGUUUUGGCUACGUCACGACAAGAAAGAGGAAUUGAAGCACGAAAAACCUUUGUCUUUGACAUUCAUUUAGAAAUCAAAGGGUACACGGAAAGUGAUUCUAUUGCGUAUGUCAGAAGACACUUUGAA